Molecule: messenger RNA, 2316 nt
Organism: Clupea harengus (Atlantic herring)
Lineage: Eukaryota; Metazoa; Chordata; Actinopteri; Clupeiformes; Clupeidae
Gene: lmo4b
Product: LIM domain only 4b
Source: RefSeq, a predicted model, not a curated record
GGAUUUUUCUGCUGUCACUGACACAUGUACAGCGACGGCCGACUACAGACGAGACAUUCCGACGGGAGCAGAGCAAGAGGAAAGACGUUCAUAAUUAAUUAACACGCGUUUUGGUCUCAAUUGAAUGGCAGAGACACUACCUGGAGAUAACUGAGCUCGCAGCGCAACUUUAUCAUUUUUCAUAGAGCAGCAGCUGAAUUAUAAGAACAAGACAGACGGCAAACCAGGACGUCUCUAGUGGAAAUAUAAUCUGAAAGCUCCAUUUGCCUUUCCCUCCGCAGUUCAACAGCGUUCAGACACGCACUAUCCAACGGACUUGAGUGCUGCGAUUCCUCUCGGACUGCUGGGCCACUGCUAUAACUGAAGGCUUCUGCCAAGCCUUCUGUGGGACCGUUGCAUAUUGCAUUUUUGUAUAACCCGGCGUGAACGGAAAGAUCCAAUCAUUACACUAAAAAGGGACAAAAGAGGGACAAUGGUGAAUCCUGGAGGAAGUGCCCAGCCACCGCCUGUGGGAGCAGGCUCCCUCUCGUGGAAGCGCUGUGCCGGCUGCGGAGGCAAGAUCGCUGACCGCUUUCUGCUCUACGCCAUGGACAGCUACUGGCACAGUCGCUGCCUCAAGUGCUCCUGCUGCCAGGCCCAGCUGGGCGAGAUUGGCACUUCGUGCUACACCAAGAGCGGCAUGAUCCUCUGCAGAAACGACUACAUCAGGUUAUUUGGGAACAGUGGGGCGUGCAGUGCGUGCGGACAGUCCAUCCCAGCGAGUGAGCUAGUCAUGCGGGCACAGGGCAACGUGUACCACCUCAAGUGUUUCACGUGUUCUACCUGCCGGAACCGGCUCGUCCCCGGUGACCGGUUCCACUACAUCAACGGCAGCCUGUUCUGCGAACACGACAGACCCACAGCACUCAUCAACGGCCACUUGAGUUCACUGCAGACGAAUCCACUACUGCCAGACCAGAAGGUUUGUUAGGAGGAGGCUUGCAGCAGGAAGCAGGACGUGUGCCUUCAUUUCAGCCCUUGCUCACCCUCGUGCUCAAGACGUCUCGGAACCCCCGCCCGUCCGUCCGUCCGUCCGUCCACCCGGCCGGCGACUGUCCAUCCAUGCUAUCCCCCGACCCCAUGCGAUCAUUUGCUGCUCCCCCUGCCCUGUGCUCCGUCUCUGGUGUACCCCUCGUCCCCCAGAAUCUCUCUCACCCCAGAAGCACCUUGACCUGAGCCGGCCCCAUGAAGCUCCACUGCUUCAGCAGCAUCCCCACCCCCCAACAGUAGACCCGCCACAGCUUCCCAAGUCAACUACCCCUGAACCCCACCGCUUGGCGAAGUCCAACAGAAUCCUGACCAACCCCUUCUCCCCCCUCACACACAUUUUCAAUCGCAAGUGGACCCCUUCCCACACACACACACACACACACGAAGCCCUGUGCAAAUGUGCACUGGAGAGAACUCUCUGAGGACUCCAUGAACCUGGACUCAAAAGAGAGCGCUCAGAGCCAGAGGAACUCGACACAAGGAGAGAGAGAGAGAGAAAAAGCAAGGGAUGGAUGGAGAUCCAGACUGAGAUGAAAACGGGACAUCUCUGGUUGAGUAGGAGAGAGAGGGAAAACGGAAAAGAAGAGUGCGGAAGGAAACAAGACAAAAGAAGCUAAUCAACUACAGCAAAAAAAAAAAUCUUCUUUUUGUUCCCCAGCAAAUCUGCAAUCGCUCGUUUGUUUCGUUUUUUUUAAUUGUUUGGGGGUGGGGCGACCUGACUCGUUCUGUACCAUAUUCCUUUCCUUUUAACCAUUUCAUUUUCUAAUCUAUCCUCCUUUUUCUUUCAUGACAUGGUAUCCCCUCUCUAUAUUUUAAGUGUUGUAAAAGGGAAUGUGCUUCAUUUUGGGUGAUAUAAAAAGAAAAAAAAAUCAAGACUGGGUUAACAAAAAGUAUCUGUGGCUUUUCUUUUGUGCAAAAUCUAAUCACGAACACUCUUGGUGUAUUUGUAAAAAAAAAAAAAAAAAAAAAAAAAAAAAAGUACCAUGUAUGUAUGCAUGUAAAUGUUUUUUGUCCCAAUGUGGCAGUACAUUCUGCUCCCAAUACACACGACUUAGCCGUACCCCUCCCCCUUCCGAUCCUGAAACCACUUCAAACAUGACAGACAAACAGACAGACAAACAUGCAGACAAACAUGCAGACAUACAGACAUGAAGAUCAUAGUUGGUAAAGUAGACAUUUUCACCAACGUAUAAUGCUGAAUGAGAGAGAAAUCUAUUUGUGAUAUUUUCAGAGACGUUUGCUCCAGUAUGGUGUAUUUAAUUAAUAAAAAUUAAGAUACAAAAGGAA